Messenger RNA from Polistes canadensis, 3995 nucleotides. RefSeq names its product F-box only protein 28 (gene dmpd). Bases 1244 to 2716 code for a protein of 490 amino acids. The transcript has 6 exons. The record is from RefSeq and is a predicted model, not a curated record. Lineage: Eukaryota; Metazoa; Arthropoda; Insecta; Hymenoptera; Vespidae. Gene Ontology annotation, cellular component: nucleus. Gene Ontology annotation, biological process: positive regulation of DNA-templated transcription. Gene Ontology annotation, molecular function: transcription coactivator activity; protein binding.
AGGAACCAAUGACAGAGCAGGGAGAUAGUGCGGGCGCGUUCGCACGUGUGUGUCAGAUAGUGUUGUAUAUUUGGAAUAAUAAACGAUAAUGUUUUAGAGAAUUACAUGCGUACAAGUACGUGUGUUGUUUGGUAUAGUGUUGUGAUUGUCCAACGAUACAAUCUUAGGUCACUAUUCUUUGUGGUGAUAUCGCCGUUUUGCGGUUUGCUUUUGAGGUUAGAAGAACGAUUCUCGUCGUAUUGCCACCUAUUACUUUUGAUUUAUCGUAUAUGGAAUAUUUAAAGAGACCAGGAAAUCGGACAAUACAAUUUGGGUACAACAAAGUUGUGGCUAGUAACAUCCGAUGACGUAUUCUUGAAGGAGAGGGACGAAGAAAAAAAUACAAAACAAAGAAAUAGAAGGAGAGAAAACUAUAUAUAUAUAUGUAUAUUUAUACAUAUAGGUACAUACUCGGCUGCAUAGGUAAAAGCAGAGCGAGUGAGUGUAUGAGAGAGAGAAAAAUAGAGAGUGUGCGUACGCGAGUGAGAAAGAGAAAAAACGGUGGAAUAAGGAAAGGAUGAUGAUGUUGAGGGGGGGAAUUGGUAGCGAUAGAGUGGGGGGAAAAGAGAGAAAGAGAAAGACGGUUUCUUGUCAAAUGCGCGGGCUUUUUUCCGGGUGUGGUAUGUGCGUGUGGUAAACACCCCUUAAUCGGUACAACAUCGACGAAGAAAAAGAGAGGGAAAAUGCGAGUUAACGAAAGAAAAAGACAAACGUAUAUACGAAAGAGAGACGACACAUUGACGACGACGACGACGAGUUUGACGAGUGCAGGAGAUGGUAAAAUAGCUAGAACGAGAGAGAAAGAGAUAGAAUGAGCAUGAGCGUUAGAGCAGCAGCAGCGUGAGUAUGAGUGAGUGAGUGAGUAGUGAGAAUAUAUACACAUUGAGUGGUGAGAUAUAAAACGAGAUAGCAAUAGCAAAAGAGUAAAAGCGAGAGAGAGAGAGAGAGAGAGAAAGAAAGAAAGAGAGAGUGCGAGCGAGCGAGGUUAGGGGGGGUAGGGUCGGUAGAGAGAGAAACAGUUUUGUCAAGAGGAAGGGAGGCGGCAAGCUUCGCCAGUGGAACGAAGCGAGAACGACAGCAGCAGCGGAAGAGCGAAGAGAGAAGGAAAGGAUCUCCGUCAAAAUGUCGCUGAGAACGCCAACGCGGAUACAGUGAUAGGGCUUUCAUCGUAUAUCACUGCGGUUUGGCGUAGUAUCGGCUGUACAUGAAGAAAAUGGUGUCGACGCGUCAAUCUAGUAGCAUGGGUGCACACAACGGAGGAGGCACUGUUAACGACAUCAGGGAAGUUAGUCCGUUGAGAAAGCAUCAGGCUUCCCUCCCUGCGGGACCUUCCAGUGCAUCUCCUACAGUUACUCUUCCUCCGAUCUGCAACUUAAGCCUUUUUGAUUUACCGGUGGAAAUCAUUGAGAAGAUAUUUAGUUAUUUGAGCUAUAACACUGUAGCACACUUACGUCCAGUUUCCCAUCAAAUGGACCGUGUCUGCGGAAACAUUCUUAAUUCAGCAUUUCAAAAGCUGCAAGCACAAAUGUUGACCCGUUUUCAAUCGAUUAAAGCUCAAAUGCCUAGACGUGAAUCAGCACGUCGCAAUCAUCCAUUAGCAUGUGAAUCGGAUAUUGUAGAAACAUUACAUAUGCGACUUACUUUACUUCAAAUGUGUUUUGGUAAACACAUAGAGAGAAAACAUUGUUGCUUUUUUCCUGGAGAGAUUUUGGAUGAAGUUUUUCGUAUAUUACAUUAUAUAAAGGUUACUCCAAAAUUAGCACGACCUUACAAAGUCACAGAUGAAUUAUUUGACUUAAGUACUAUGGCCAUGGAAUAUUUUAAAGAACGUAUCGAGCCAAUGCUACCGGAAAUUCCAUACUUUGGAGCUGAUUUUCUGGAUUUAGCAGGGACAUUCCCUUCAGCUAGUAAUGUUAGUAAACCGUUUAUGUGCCUGGAUUCCGCACCUCUGAGUGUUGGAAGCAGUAAAGCAGGAAGUGGUAGCGGAGAAGAAGGUUCUCCUCCGCAUUCUUCCGAAGAUCCUGCUCUCUUAGAAACGAAUAUUUCACCUCCCCAAUCAAACAUGGUAUUACGGAAACGGAUUCGUAAAAUAAAACAAGGAAUGAAAAGAUACAACAGUCAAUUGACGUUGAUGCGCAGGGAUUUAAGGAGUUGUAAGGCAAAAAUAGCUGAGCAACAGAAACAAAUUGUUGAAUAUGCUACGCGUCUCGACGACAAUGACAAAAAGAACGAAGAGACAUCUCGCAAGUUUAGUACGCUCCUACAGGUAUUUACCCAGGAGUUAAAUAAAUGUAAGACGGAACUUCAAUAUUGGCGGUCUAAGUCACCUGCGAUAUCCGUUUGCGGUAAUUGUGGUCAAUCUAUGCCUGUACCGACUGAAGAUCUGCAAGCUUUAGUCAAUCAAGAGGUAAUGCCAGAGGCAUUUGGAGAAGGAUUGGAUUUCAUCCCAAUAGCAGAUGAACACAGUCCCACGGAAGUUGUACCAUCAGCAACGGUUACGCAAUCACCAUCGCCUGCGGUGCUCUCGGAACCUGCUGAAAUGGCACCUCCUAAAGAACCUAUUAUAACACCGGAUUCCUUAAAACGAAAAUCUAGUGUGGAUGAAAUACCGAGCGACGCUACGAAAAAACCACGUCGUACUGCCAAGUCUCGUCAGGCUAAACGCUCAAAGCUAUAAAUUGAUUCUGAUCAUGGUACAAAUAUCUAUUCUUAUAUCUCUGAUCGGUUUUCCAAGAAGAAGGUAUAUUUCAUUAUUAUUUUUCUUUAUUCUCUGUAUGACGAAUAAUCGCAUCAAUGGCAAGUUCUGUUACGAAGAUACACGGAGACACACACACCACACACACACACACACAGGCAGGUGUUGGAUGAUCUUAGAAAAGUACAAAAUUCUUUCCCGAUCGUCCCACGACGCGCGCUUCGCAUGCAACGAACCCCUCUUUUCGAAAUUUCUAUAGUUCAAUUAUAUUCUUUUUGAAUCCUUACUACGGAUGUAAGCGGGGGAAGAGGUUGUGUGAUGAUCGAUGCAGUUAGUUUAAAAUUUAUUUAUUCUAAAAAAACGGACGCUACAUGCUCUUGCAAUCACAACGUGUGAUACCUGCAUAUAUUCUAAAUGGUAGUACAUUAUUUCCGACAUUUCUCGUAACGCAAUGUCUAUCUCUCCAAUUUUCUUUCGAAGACUUCUUAGAGUAUUCUCUAUUAUAUCAUUAUCGCCACACACAUGAUAUAUCCGAGGAUUACGGAAGGCAUUGGACAUUUUGUUUGUCGGCUCUAAGAAUUAUUUGUUUAUUUUCUUAAUUCUUGACAUUGUUCACGUAAUUUUUUAACAAUCCACAAAUAAAACAACGUUACUCCUUGAUUGAUUAAAGCCUGUAAAUCUUCCGUUGGUACGGGCAUAGAUUGUUAAACAUUGUUGGAAUUGUAGAAUUUCGAAAGAUCAACAAACGAGAUUUACCUUCUGUUUUCCUUGGACAAGUAACGAGCGGGCACCAAGUUCGUAUCUUGUUUUUAACGUGAUAUAAUAAUAUAAUUAUAAUAAUAAAUAAUAUGUUUUUCCGUAGUCUAUAAACUAAACACUUCAUCCCAAUAUUUUUCGUGAAAAUCGUCAUUUAAAAAAAAAAAAUAUUCUAACUGACGUGAUGGGAUGGUGUUUGGUAUUGAAAUUGUAUAAAAUGAAAGAAGAAGAAGAAAAAAAAGGAAAGGAAGAGAAUGCUUGUAUAAAAUGAUUGUUAACAACACUUAGUUGUAAUUCUGGAAUAGAAAUUUCACGUUGUGCAUGGCUAUCGAGAUAUCGCCAGUGGUUAACAGUAUAUAUCUAUAUAUUAAUAUAAUUAAAUUAUAGUCUUUUUCUUGCGCAACAAAAAAUAUGGUGAAUAUCAUCGAGUUUGUAGGAUUUUUAUACGAAGUAAAAUAAUAAAAGAGUGAGAGGAGGAAGAGGGAGAGAAAGAGAGAGAGAGAGA